AUGGCUGCUGAUCAAAAGAGGAAACGAGUAAAUGGAGCAAGCAUUGUCAGUUAUGGUGCUAGAGAGCAACACAGGACCAAAAGAAAGAAUCUGGAUUUAGUUCCAAAUGACAUGAGAUCCCACAUCUCUGUUGAAUGGGAUAGAAACAAGAAAAUAGUUGGUGCCAAGCAUGAACAAAUUGGUAUUAGUUGGAGACACAUGAAACCGUUUGUCAAUUAUGUUUCUAAUGAUCAUAAAGUCUUGGCAUAUGUGUUUAGAGUGCCUCAAGAAAUUUUUGAUUUAGAUAAUUUAAGUGAAGUGCUUUCAUAUGAGGUUUAG
Messenger RNA from Lathyrus sativus (Indian pea), 318 nucleotides. The record is from the annotation of a GenBank genome assembly. NCBI's taxonomy places the organism in Eukaryota, Viridiplantae, Streptophyta, Magnoliopsida, Fabales, Fabaceae.